AUGGAUUCGCAUUUAAACUUUAAAACAGCAACUAUUAAAUCAAUUAAAACAAAAGAUAUGUCGACAAUUGUCGAUUUGAUUAACUCAUAUAAAGAAAUGAGUGACAAAUUCAGUGACCUUUUCUUUAGUUACAUGAAAUCUAAUCAACAAUCAUUUCCAAUAAAUUUACUGAAAACAUUCAUGAAAUUAUAUUCCUUACACGAAUUCUUGGAAUUCCAUCCAUUUGAUUCAUUUUGUCCAUAUUACUCAUCAGCAAAUGAUUUCAAAAUAUCAUUUCAUCACUUGUUACAGACUCUUUGUAUGGAUGAAUCAUCUGAUGAAGAAAACUUCGAUUCUAAUAACAUCUUCUGUUUCAAAAAUCCUAUUGACUACGAUACGUUUGAAGAAGAUCCUAAUUUUGAACAACAAUCUAAUCUAGUAAAUGACUCUUCAUCUGUAAUUACACAACAUCAGGAAAGUGUUACUAAUGAUUCGAUUGAAAUUCAAAAAGACGUUUCCACAAUGACUUGUGAAAAAGAAAAUCAAAUGACAAUACCAAAAGGUGCUAAUUUGGCUCCAGAAAUUAACGAUUCAUCUAGUAUUAACUCACAUGAUUCAAUUCCAAAUACACCUGAAUUUGACGAGAAAUCCAAUUCGGAUGUCAAUUUACCAUAUUUUGAAGAUGUGAAUCAAGAAGGAUUAAUAGAAAUUCAAAAAUCCCCAAAUAAAAUUCAAAAGUUUCAAGGGAUGCAUUUAUUGCAUGAAGAUAAUCAUAAAUCUUCCAAACAAAAUGAAAUUAAUUCUCUUCGAAUUUGGAACAGCUUUCAGAUAUUUGCUCAGAAACGCAAAUCUUUGGUUUUAACAUUGUCAUUUGCUCUAAUUCUUUUUAGUGCAUUUGUAAUUAUGUUAAGCAUAUUGUUCCACCAAAUUGUAUCGAAUUAG
This is a messenger RNA of Trichomonas vaginalis G3, 921 nucleotides long. RefSeq lists its product as uncharacterized. The transcript has a single exon. The record is from RefSeq and is a predicted model, not a curated record. NCBI's taxonomy places the organism in Eukaryota, Parabasalia, Trichomonadida, Trichomonadidae. Bases 1 to 921 code for a protein of 306 amino acids.